AAACAGAAAUUGGGCUAAAGUCGAUAGAAAAUUAUCGGAUUUUUCAAAAGCAAUCGACGUUGUGUCAUACUCAAUGGGAGCGUUUUUGGUUUAACAAUAUGAAUGUGAUCUCGAACCUCAAAUUACCAAGUAUAUAGCAAAAGAUGCACGAAACCCCAUUGCGGCUAACAGAUUUAAACGUCGAUUGCCUUCUGCUGAUUUUUGACUACUGUUCGGAAGGAGAUCUUUUGUGCCUGUGCCUGGCAAACCGAUUUCUGGAGGAAGUUAUAGACACUCACAUUUACUCCCCGUUGUCCGUGGAUUUGCUCCUCUGUGGCCACCGGGAUAAUCCCACAAUCGAGCAGAGAAACCGAACCCGCCUGACCAACUAUGAACGGAUCCAAGUGUCUAAAAACUGGGUUAGUGGCACCUAUUUUGAGCGCCCCUACUUCCACCAUGUCCAGAUGUUCCCCACGAAACUCUGUCUGGAGGCCAACUAUUUGUAUAUUACCCAUGCGGGCUACCUGCGAAAGUACCGCCGUUCCAGCUGUGACGCACUGCACCGAAGAUUCGAGGAGGAGAUCAGUACGUCAACCCACAGCGACAUCUCAGAUUUUGUUAAAAAGCGGGACACCAUUUUCGCGGGAAGGGUGUGCGGAUCAUGCUUUCACUACGACGCGGAAGGCAUCACGGAACAAAGGAUGCAUCCCGCCAACGAGUAUCUGUACUGCGUGGACUUUGUCAAUGACUUGUACGCUACCAGCACCGAUCACUGCUGCAAACUGUGGCAGCGAUCUGAGGAGUUUGGACUGACGCACUUCGACAUGGUCGCGAAUCGGCCGCAUGCCUUUAAGUCCAUGGAACUAAGUUCAGAUGGCCAGUGGCUAUAUGGAGGUCUCUAUACGGACGUGGGUCGCCAGGCCCUGAGGGGGAUUCAUGUUGAAAGUGGCGAGGAAUUGGUAUUUAACUCCAACACAAUGUCCAUUUACGACCUGAAAAUGAAAGAUGAACAUGUAAUUUUCACGGCCAACUUCGACACGACAUUUCGGAUGUUUGACCGCCGCAUCGAUCGUGAUGUUGGGAUCUGGGAAGAUCCGUUCGACUCGUCGUUCUACAGCUUGGAGUACGAUGGACUUUAUGCAGUGCUCGUCGGCACCAACCGACAUGCACGGGUCAACCUCUACGAUAUAAGAAUGCAGAAGUACGUACAACUAUACUUUCCCGGACGGACGCGGCAGCACAAUGGCUUUUCACCCGUGUACAGCCUCGCCUGUGAUAGCCAAUAUAUGUUCGUAGCCACCGACCACAACCUGCGAGUCUUCGAUUUCAAAGCCAAUUGUGGGAUUCAAAGGGACUACAGCAACAUCAAUGGACUUGUCAAAAGAAAAUUAUGAAAAAUACUGGUAACUAGACAGAUUAUAUGACGUCUUAUCGGAAUGAUUGCAAAAGCAGUUUUAUCCUUUUUCCAAAAUAGUUUAAAAAAAAUUCUCUAAGAGUACUAUUUUUAGUUAAACAAAAAUUAAAUUGUAGAACGAAAACAAAGAAUGUAAGAAUUGCCAAUAUAUUAGGCUUUAAGUUUUAAAACAAACAUUAAACCAGUAAACAUUUCUAGACACGUAA
Molecule: messenger RNA, 1599 nt
Organism: Drosophila ficusphila
Lineage: Eukaryota; Metazoa; Arthropoda; Insecta; Diptera; Drosophilidae
Product: F-box/WD repeat-containing protein 4
Exons: 3
Coding region: 144-1373 (409 amino acids)
Biological process (GO): SCF-dependent proteasomal ubiquitin-dependent protein catabolic process
Cellular component (GO): SCF ubiquitin ligase complex
Molecular function (GO): protein binding
Source: RefSeq, a predicted model, not a curated record